GCCACGCAGAUGUGUGUGAAGCAAUACCAGCCAUGGAUCAGGAUACCGAUGGUGAAGAAAGUGGCUGCAGAGGUUCCAAGCACACCUGAUCUGACUCUGACCCCCUUAGAGGAGGUUGAAGACAACAACGUCCCUGACCAGACAAAGAGCUCAGUUGUCUACUGUGACAACUUUUAUUAUUGUCCUGAUGGUACGACUUGCUGUAGACAUCCGAAGGGUGCCUGGUUCUGCUGUCCAUACUCUCCUGGAAGAUGUUGCCUGGAUGGCUACCACUGUUGUCCGUACGGUUAUGACUGUGAUUUCACUUACACUCACUGCAUCAGGCAAGGCCUGGAGUAUCCGUUCAACUACAAACAAGCUCUGGCUUCAGUCCCUGCCUCUUUCCUUGCAGCAUCUGAAGACCAAAACAACGAGCAGGAGACAAUUUUUGCAGCUCAAAGAGAAGCCACUGAGCAGGGAGUUAUUCGCUGUGAUGAACAGUUUUACUGCCCAAAUGGUUCACGUUGCUGUAAGGGACUCAAAGCCCAGUGGAACUGCUGUCCUAACUAACGGGGUUUUUGCUGCUCUGAUGGUCAGCGUAAAAUUAUGGAGCCUCCUUCUCCACCACAUGCGGAAGACAGAAGAUGAUGACCACAGGAACACACCAAAAAUGUCGAGGAUGACUGUGUGGCUGUGUGUAGGAGUGUUUCUGUGGGGCUUUGCAUCUUGCUCCAUCAGAUGUCCUGAUGGGAGCUCCUGCUCUGAUAUGGAAACCUGUUGCCAAACUGCUCGUGGAUAUAACUGCUGUCCGUAUCCAAAGGCUGUCUGCUGCAGUGACCUAGCCCACUGCUGUCCCUCAGGUUAUCUCUGUGACCUUGCCACUCAGAUGUGUGUGAAGCAAUACCAACCAUGGAUCACCAUACCGAUUGUGAGGAAAGUGGCUGCAGAGGUGUCGAACACCCCAGAUCUCUCUCUGACCCCUUUUGAGGAGGUCAAACAAAACAAUUCCCCAGAACAAUUAAAAAGUUCAGGUGUUUACUGUGACAGCUACACCACAUGUCCUGAUGGCACGACUUGCUGCAAACACCCAAAGAGUGGCUGGUUCUGCUGCCCCUUAUCUCCUGCAAAAUGUUGCCUGGACGGCUUCCACUGUUGUCCGUACGGUUACGACUGUGACCACACUUACACUCAGUGUGUUAGGGAAAGACUGGAGGAUCUGUUCACCUACAAAAAAUCUCUGACUUCAGUCCCAGCUUCUCUUCUUUCAGUGUCUGAGAACAAAAGCACUAAGAAGGAGACAGCACUGACAGCUCUGACAGAAGCCAGUGCUAACUCCUUCAAUCAGGGAGUCAUUCGCUGUGAUGACAAAUUUUACUGCCCAGUUGGCUCAAGUUGCUGCAAGGGACCCAAAGACAAGUGGAACUGCUGUCCUUACCCACUGGGCGUGUGCUGUGCGGAUGGGAAGCACUGCUGUGAGUAUGGAUACCAAUGUAACCCCUCUUCCUCCCAAUGCACAACGUAGACCACCGGACGACGACUUGGACACCCCAAAAGCACUGAAAUUGCAUUAUUUGAUUGUACUUGGAGAAUUUUACUCGGUUUUGCUCAACAUUUCCAAUAAAGUCAUUUAAUGCCUUA
This is a messenger RNA of Xiphophorus maculatus (southern platyfish), 1617 nucleotides long. Its product is annotated as granulins-like. Gene Ontology annotation, cellular component: extracellular region. The transcript has 9 exons. NCBI's taxonomy places the organism in Eukaryota, Metazoa, Chordata, Actinopteri, Cyprinodontiformes, Poeciliidae. The coding region runs from base 188 to 1501 and encodes 437 amino acids. The record is from RefSeq and is a predicted model, not a curated record.